AUGCAGAUGUGGAUGAUGGGUGCAGCAUGGUUUAUGGUAGCUCCAACCUUAGAGAUGGAAAGUCUUAAUGGCUCUAAGGAACUAAAGGAAAAGGAAAAUGAAGAGCUUGAUAUUCAGUUAAAAGUAUUUGAAGAAAACAAAGAGGAAGACCUUCUAGAACUCUCACAUCGACUCUGUGAUUUUCAAGCAGAAAUGGAAUAUCCUUUUUAUACUGUGCAUUCUGCAAAUACUACAGAUCUGCCACAAUACUACAAGGUCAUAGAUGAAUGCGUUGGACAAGUUGUACUACAGUGCAGCGGAAUGGAUCCUGAUUCCAGAUAUAGGGGUCGACUUGACGUUGAUUUUAAUCAUCUUAUAGAUUCUUGUGUGGACAAAGCAAAAGUGGAAGAAAGCGAGCAGAAAGCAUCAGAAUUUUCCAAGAAGUUUGAUGAAGAGUUCACAGCUCGACAGGAGGCACAGGCCGAGCUUCAGAAACGCGAGGAGAAAAUCAAAGAGCUGGAGACAGAAAUCCAGCAGCUAAAGACGCAGGGGACUAAACUUCCAAGUCAACUGGCACCUGCAUGUGUGCCUCCGCCACCACCUCAACCUCUACCUGGGAACAUUACACCCCCUCCUCCACCACCACCACUACUUUCUGGUAGAACACCACCUCCAGGUCUGUGUCCUCCAUCAGCACCUCCUCCGCCUCUAUUUGGUGCUCCACCACCUCCACUACCUUUUGGAGGCAUCCAGCCAACUCCACCAGCUAUUGUGUUGCCAUUUGGAAUGAUGGCCAAAAAGGUUUACAAGCCAGAAAUCAACAUGAAGAGAAUUAACUGGUCAAAGGUGGAACCUCAAGAGCUGACAGAGGCAUGCAUCUGGGUCAAGGCUAAAGAAGAGAAAUUUGAACACCCUGACAUUUUUACAAGGUUAUCACAGAUGUUUGCCACACACAUGAAAGGAACCAAGUUUGGUGCUCUUCUUGCAUGAAAUGCACCAGCCUUUGCCACCACCAAAA
This is a messenger RNA of Xenopus laevis (African clawed frog), 997 nucleotides long. RefSeq names its product protein diaphanous homolog 2-like. Bases 1 to 969 code for a protein of 322 amino acids. The transcript is spliced from 8 exons. The record is from RefSeq and is a predicted model, not a curated record. NCBI's taxonomy places the organism in Eukaryota, Metazoa, Chordata, Amphibia, Anura, Pipidae.